Messenger RNA from Echinostoma caproni, 354 nucleotides. Lineage: Eukaryota; Metazoa; Platyhelminthes; Trematoda; Plagiorchiida; Echinostomatidae. The record is from the annotation of a GenBank genome assembly.
AUGUCGAAGGGUGAAUUAGCUUGUGUCUAUGCAGCUUUGAUGCUUGCUGACGAUGAUAUUGAUAUCACUGCUGAUAAAAUCAACACGGUUUUGAAGGCAGCGAAUAUCAAGUCCGUGGAGCCAUUUCUUCCUGGUCUCUUUGCCAAUGCCCUGCACGGCAAGAACGUGAAGGAUAUGCUGUUGAACGUUGGCGCUGUGGGAGCCGGUGCACCAGCACCCGCUGCUGCAACUGCCGCUCCGGCGACCGGUGGUGCUGCGGCACCUGCUGCUGGCGGUGAUAAGAAGGCAGAAGAGAAGAAGGUGGAGUCCGAAAGCGAUUCGGAGGGGUCCCUGAACUUCGAUCUAUUCGGUUAA